UAUAUUGAUUAACAUUCCAUCAUUUCUGACUUUCAGACUUUCUCUCAACUAUGAAAGCUUGAGCUUUAAUUUAUCUAUGUUUUAGCUGCUUACAUUAUUCAAUUGCAGUUUUUCUAAGUGCCCAUGGUGUACGCUAUGCUCAACUAGGAAGUAAUAUAAUAAAUAGUAAUAUCAGCAAGACCUUCUGAUUCUCAGGGCAAAAUAUAUCUGGGCAUUUCUUAUUGAUAUCUUAUUUUAAAUUACCCGACUAAUGCACAUCAUUAAUUUGUCGGUCGUUGUAUUGAAAUAGGAUACCUUUUUCUGUUAUAUGCUUAGCAUAUAUUAAUGUAAUUCUGUUUUCUAUCCAUCUCUGUCAAAAAUAUUCCACUUAGAUUUCAAUGCCAGAUGUCCUAACAAGCAAAUAUAGAUUUACUAAACAUCAAUUAGAACAUUUUACUAAACUGUUUCUAGGGAAACAGAAGUUUAAUAUUACCUCCGUCCCAAAUAACUUGUCUUAGAUUUAUCUAGAUAUGGAUGUAUCGAACACUAAAACGUGUCUAGAUACAUCCGUAUCUAGACAAAUCUAAGACAAGCUUUUUGGGACAGAGGGAGUAUUAACUAAGUGACUUAAGUCAUAAACAUCUGUGGUUCAGUUCUUAUGUCUAGUAAACGGAAUCAGUGUGAAACAUUUAAUUAAGGUUGAGGGCUAGUUCUUUUGGGGCUUAUGGCUGGCUGUGGAAAUAAGCUGCCCCUUCCCCAGCUUAUUCUAGAAGCCCAACCUAAAAUUUUAUUUUAGAAGCCUAGUAUUGGUUAACCCCAAAGCUUGUUUGCAAUAAGGUACUCAAUAAAUCAUACGUUUACGGCUUUAUGCACCAUUUUGGUUCACUGAAGCCAUGCAUUAUUUAUAUUUACUUUACAACCUGCAUUUUCAAAAAGCAAGAGGCAUGUAAAUGAGUAUAAUUAUAUUAUGUUUUUUCAUCAGGAUAAUUCUUCUGCAACGGUGUUGCAUAAAGAUGGGAAUUCUGAUUCGGAACUGGAUGCAGAACUUAAUUUUUUGAGAAAAAAACUGGCAGACGCUAACACGGAAUCUGAAGAACUUAGAAGAGAAAGUACUUCCUUGGAAAGGCAAGCUACAUACAAAAGUAACCUUAAUUCCUCUAUAACUGAAGUACUGAAGUUGUAUGAAGACAAAUCUGUUAAGGAGAAUAUUCAAGGUAUUGUGAAGGCAAUACCGAAGUUGCACCAGAAAAUGAAGGUUAUGAGAAGGAAAAAGGUUGAGGUUGAGGCCAUGGUGGGUCAAAAUGUUUGGAACGUCGAUUGUCUUAGAGACCAGAAGCGUUUAGCACCGGGUUCUAGUCCUAGCACCGAGGACAUUCAAGAGGUGAACACGGCCGUGAAAGGCUUGCGGAAGGAGUAACUUGUGUUGUGGGUGUUUGCAAUAUGAGGAUGUCGACCACUCCUUGCACUGCCAGGUCCGCUGUAAUCUUUGUCAAGCUACCCUCUCGCUAGCUACCUGAACUGCAGUUUUAUCAGAAGACCUGCAUGUACAUGUAUGCAUACAUGAUCAGCAGAGUCAUAAAUAUAGGCAAUACUUGUUUGAUAGCAAGACUGUCUUGUUAUAGGUGCAUCAAUGAAAAAUAGAGCAUAUACUAAGGGAGGGGCCCCGGCGUAUUCUAACUUGUAUAAUCAGCAGAAGCUACAACUGCAACCAAUUGACCCAGCAGGAGUUGAGCACACGAAGGCCAAGCUUGCGUCCAGCUCUUUCUUCAGCAACAGACCGCUUGUUCCUCUAUAACUUCAACUGGGUAAUACCAUGGUGCUUGCGCUUACCAUCGACAAUACCCUUGGGGACUGGCUUCUUCCUGCCACAGAUACGGCAGGCCUCCAGAAUUCUGCAAGACCACUAUAGGGUUACUAACACUGUUGAACACAGACUUUUUGUUGUAAAAAAUAAUAAUUCCAAUGCUCAUUUGAGCUGGGCUUUCUUUGUGGUUCAACCAUUGUGGCGUUUUGCGCUGCUGCAGAUUCA
Triticum urartu is the source of this 2008-nucleotide messenger RNA. The record is from RefSeq and is a predicted model, not a curated record. NCBI's taxonomy places the organism in Eukaryota, Viridiplantae, Streptophyta, Magnoliopsida, Poales, Poaceae.